UCUCUCUCAAGUGUCAUUUUCUCACAUAUACUUCACACAAAAGAAACAGCCAUUCACUUCAUCCCCUUGUCAUUUCUUCUUUCUCUCCGUGUGUCCUUGCCCCAUCUCCUGUCCAUUAUCUCAAACAUCUCUGCAAACAUCUCUUCCCCUUCCCAAUUCAUUCAUCUCACACCCACAAAAUCUAAACCCACUCUGAUUAACUCAGACACACACACGUAUAUAGUUCAAAUACCGCACUGUGUUAUAAACAUCUUGCAGAAAAAUUGCCUGUUUUUGGAGAAGAAGAUAUAGCUAGCUAGGUGGGAAAAUCACAGAAGGGGAAAUUGGUAGAUGGAGUUCUUUCCGGCACAACCUGAUUUGUCGUUGCAGAUUAGUCCUCCAAACUCGAAGCCCACAUCAGGAUGGAGGAAUAGUGGGACACAUCAGGAUCAGCUUGAUUUGGGGUUCUGGAAGAGAGCUUUGGAAACCAGAAGCCCAUUGCUUUCAUCAGUGCCUAAAACUGACACUAGUAACUUUUUUGACCUUUCACUCUCCAAUAAUUCCAACCCAGUUCCUACAUUAACGCCUUCAAUUUCUUCCUCGGAUCACCUCGCUCACCAACGCUUCCAAAAAGCUCCGUUUCAACACCAACACCCACCCUUGACACAAGACCUGGGAUUUCUCAGACCUAUCAGAGGAAUCCCGGUGUACCAGAACCUUCCUCAUCAUCCUCAUCCCGGAACUCUUCCUUUCUCUCAAGUUCAGAAUCUGGAUGCUUCUAUUUCAGCUGCAGUUAACAACACGACCACCUGUACAAGCUCCACCACCCCUUUUCCUUUUCAUCAUCAUCAUGGUCAAGGUUUGAUGAGGUCGAGGUUCUUGUCUCAUCGCUUCCCUACCAAGCGCAGCAUGAGAGCUCCCAGGAUGCGGUGGACUACCACCCUCCAUGCUCGCUUUGUUCAUGCCGUUGAGCUUUUGGGUGGCCACGAAAGGGCUACACCCAAAUCCGUUCUCGAGCUAAUGGAUGUCAAGGAUCUUACUUUAGCCCACGUUAAAUCUCAUUUACAGAUGUAUCGGACAGUGAAAACCACAGAUAGAGCGGCAGCUUCUUCUACAGGCCAAUCGGACGGAUAUGAUAACGGAUCAUCUGGGGAUACUUCGGAGGAAUUAACGUUUGACAUGAACAAUCUGAGAAGAUCCGAUCUAUCUCCCAAGCAGGGAAGACAAAGUGUUCAACAAGAAAAGGAAUAUCACCGCCUCUGGAGCAACUCUUCCAGAGAAGCUUGGUUGCAUGGGAAGCCAAAGGAGAUUGAUUCUGUUGGGAACAACAAUGUUAGUUGUCUUGAGAAAGAGAGAAUAUCAGAUGGGAGCUCAUCGUCAAGCAUUUCAGGAUCAAGUCCUAAGAAGCCUAAUCUUGAUCUGGAGUUCACUUUGGGACAGCCAAUAUGAGAUCUCUCUCUCUCUCUCUCUUCUUUGUUAUUCUGAUAUAGUAGUAUUAUUAAUCAUUUCGAAAAAGGAAUAAUUAUAUUUUUCUCUGAUGAAAGAGAUAUCUAGCAAGCUAUA
Neltuma alba is the source of this 1542-nucleotide messenger RNA. Its product is annotated as probable transcription factor KAN2. Gene Ontology annotation, biological process: abaxial cell fate specification; regulation of DNA-templated transcription. Bases 331 to 1428 code for a protein of 365 amino acids. The record is from RefSeq and is a predicted model, not a curated record. Gene Ontology annotation, molecular function: transcription cis-regulatory region binding. Gene Ontology annotation, cellular component: nucleus. Lineage: Eukaryota; Viridiplantae; Streptophyta; Magnoliopsida; Fabales; Fabaceae. The transcript is spliced from 6 exons.